AUGUCGGAGGGAAAGAGAGAGCACCCGAGGCUGAUUCUGCACAAUUUCCUCUCACCGGAAGAGUGCAAAGAGCUUGAAUUCAUACACAAGAGUUGCAGUACUGUUGGGUACAGACCAAAUGUCUUCUCCACUACUCUCUCUCACCUCAUCGCCACCGAUUCUCCUCACUUAAUCAUCCCUUUCAUCUCCAUUCGAGAUAGAUUGAAAGAGAAAAUGGAGGAAACAUUUGGAUGUGAGUAUGAGCUGUUUAUUGAAUUCACAGGUUUAAUUAGUUGGUGCAGAGGAGCGAGCAUUGGUUGGCACAGUGAUGAUAACAGACAAUAUCUGAAACAAAGGGAUUUCGCGGCAGUUUGUUACUUGAAUAGCUAUGAGAAAGAAUUCAAAGGCGGGCUUUUUCGUUUUCAGAGUGGGGAACCAGCAACUGUUGCUCCUUCUGCUGGAGAUGUUAUCAUGUACACAGCUGAUGACCGGAAUAUUCAUUCUGUUGAUGAGGUAACAGAUGGAGAAAGAUUGACUCUUGCGCUAUGGUUUAGCCGGGAUUCAUCACAUGACGAGGAUUCCAAGCUUGUUUCCCGUCUUUCACAAUGCCUAUCUCAUCAGCCCAGUAGCAAAUCACAUGAGUUUUGCCUCCCUUUGCCUGCCUCCUCUAACAUGUACUGGUUCUGCUCUAAUCAAAACACAGGUUUUGAUAUUUGCGUUGCAAGGUUGCAUCUUCUUGGUUUCAACAUACACAGCUUACAAGACAAAGAUCAUUCUCCAGAUGCCUCAGAACAGCUUAUGGGACCGUUACAAAUAGCUAAAGGAGAAGAGUUGCUCAUCCGGAAAUUUACCAACAUUCUUCAUGCACUUCAGGUUGUUCAGUUCUACCAUUGGAAAGCUUCCGAACUCAAGACUUCAAAUGUGGAAGAUGGCACUGUAAAAGAGGUGAAAGCUAUAUCCCAACCGCAGUUGGAAACUAUCAAUGCCUUGAAAUCAGUCUUCCUGCCAGACGAGGGCCUCGUAACUACAACUUUUGGAUAUCCAUGCUAUAAAGAGGACCAGAAGGAUUCACUCGGCUUGAAGGAUAUAUCAAUCGCAAUUACCUCUUGGGAAGAAUAUACCUGUAAGUUACUGAAGGAGCUAUUAUCGUCUUUGCCUCAAUGGAAAACUUAUCAAACUAUACACAAAGUUGAAUCUGAUUAG
Arabis nemorensis is the source of this 1182-nucleotide messenger RNA. The record is from the annotation of a GenBank genome assembly. Lineage: Eukaryota; Viridiplantae; Streptophyta; Magnoliopsida; Brassicales; Brassicaceae.